This is a messenger RNA of Trichoplax adhaerens, 1329 nucleotides long. RefSeq lists its product as hypothetical. Bases 1 to 1302 code for a protein of 433 amino acids. NCBI's taxonomy places the organism in Eukaryota, Metazoa, Placozoa, Uniplacotomia, Trichoplacea, Trichoplacidae. Gene Ontology annotation, molecular function: adenosylhomocysteinase activity. The transcript has 9 exons. The record is from RefSeq and is a predicted model, not a curated record. Gene Ontology annotation, cellular component: cytosol. Gene Ontology annotation, biological process: L-methionine cycle.
AUGUCUCAAAAACCCAAGUAUAAAGUUGCUGAUAUCUCGUUGGCCGAUUUUGGUCGUAAAGAGAUUGAAAUAGCCCAAAAUGAAAUGCCUGGUUUGAUGAAGAUGAGACGAAAAUAUGGAGAAUCAAAGCCGUUAAAGGGCGCACGUAUUGCUGGCUGUUUGCAUAUGACAAUUCAGACGGCGGUUUUGAUGGAGACGUUAAUAGAAUUAGGCGCAGAAGUUCAAUGGUCUUCGUGCAACAUCUUUUCUACCCAAGAUCACGCUGCUGCUGCCAUGGCCGCUAAAGGUAUACCAGUUUAUGCAUGGAAAGGUGAGACAGACGAUGAGUACAUUUGGUGCAUCGAGCAAACAUUAGUUUUUGCUAAUGGAGAACCACUCAACAUGAUCUUGGACGACGGUGGUGACUUAACCAAUUUAGUCCAUCAGAAGUAUCCCCAAUUUAUCCCUGGUAUACGAGGUUUAACUGAGGAAACUACAACUGGCGUGCAUAAUCUAUACAAAAUGGCUAAACAUGGAAAUCUACUUAUGCCAGCCGUAAACAUUAAUGACUCUGUUACCAAGAGUAAGUUCGAUAACUUGUAUGGAUGUCGCGAAUCUCUUAUUGAUGGUAUCAAAAGGGCUACAGAUGUCAUGAUCGCUGGAAAGACUUGUGCAGUUUUUGGUUUUGGUGAUGUUGGAAAAGGUUGUGCCACUGCUCUCAAAUCGCAAGGUGCUAUCGUUAAGGUCGCUGAAAUCGAUCCUAUUAACGCUCUACAAGCGCUUAUGCAAGGUAUGGAAGUAACUACCAUUGACGAUAUCAUCAGCACGACACAUAUUUUUGUCACUGCAACUGGUUGUGCAGAUAUUAUUACAGCGGAGCAUUUUAUGAAAAUGCGAGAAGAUGCUAUCGUCUGUAACAUUGGCCAUUUCGAUUGUGAAUUGCAAGUUAAAUGGCUAUUGGAUAACUGCGAACGAGAUACAAUCAAGCCACAGGUUGAUCGCUUCACUUUACCAAAUGGGCGUCACAUCAUUUUACUUGCCGAAGGCCGCUUAGUCAAUCUUGGCUGUGCUACUGGACAUCCAAGCUUUGUUAUGAGCAAUUCAUUUACCAAUCAAGUAUUGGGUCAGAUAGACAUAUGGACAAAUCCAGACAAAUACGAGAAGGGAAAAGUAUACUUACUACCUAAAAAGUUGGAUGAAGAGGUAGCUGCCGUUCAUUUGGAUCAUUUAGGCGCCAAAUUGACUAAGCUGACCGCAAGUCAGGCCGAAUACCUAGAUAUUCCAGUGGAAGGUCCCUUCAAAAGUGAUAUUUAUCGUUACUAAGACUUUGUGCGUUACACUUAUCAUUUC